GCUCUCUCCCUCUACGUGUCUAACAGCAGGCCAGCACUCCUCCUCUGCUCAGUAUGUCUAACCCUGCCAAAACAGAGAAUGUGUCCACCUUGGAGACUGCUAUGCAGCUGAUGAUCCAGACCUUCCAUAAGUAUUCUGGAGACGAGGGCGACAAAUACACCCUGAGCAGAGCAGAGCUCAAAGUGAUGCUCUCUGCAGAGCUGGGCAACUACCUGGGGAAUGCCCAGGACAAGGAAGCAGUGGACAAGGUGAUGGGGGACCUGGAUGCCAACAAUGAUGGAGAGGUGGACUUCACUGAGUUUGUUAUCCUGGUGGGGGCGCUCACCGUCGCCUGCAAUGACUUCUUCCUGGAGUACAACGACAAAGGGGAGAAGAAGUGAAACACACACACACACACACACGUACACUCACACAUGUCUAUGCUCUCUCGC
Oncorhynchus gorbuscha (pink salmon) is the source of this 431-nucleotide messenger RNA. Its product is annotated as protein S100-A1-like. Lineage: Eukaryota; Metazoa; Chordata; Actinopteri; Salmoniformes; Salmonidae. Bases 54 to 380 code for a protein of 108 amino acids. The transcript is spliced from 3 exons. The record is from RefSeq and is a predicted model, not a curated record. Gene Ontology annotation, molecular function: calcium ion binding; transition metal ion binding.